Trichoderma atroviride IMI 206040 is the source of this 1365-nucleotide messenger RNA. RefSeq lists its product as uncharacterized. Gene Ontology annotation, biological process: carbohydrate metabolic process. Lineage: Eukaryota; Fungi; Ascomycota; Sordariomycetes; Hypocreales; Hypocreaceae. The record is from RefSeq and is a predicted model, not a curated record. Gene Ontology annotation, molecular function: hydrolase activity, hydrolyzing O-glycosyl compounds.
AUGCAAUUUCGAUCGGGCGUCUGGGCUGCUCUUCUGGCCUGUGUUCAAACUGCGAGUGCGACUCUGCAAAUCGUACCUGGGGCAACAUGGACAGCAUCCAACGGCCUACACAUGCAGGCGCACGGCGGCGGACUCAUCAAAGUGGACGACACCUUCUACUUGGUGGGCGAGGAUCACACAAACGGGGCUGCAUUCCAAAACGUCAACUGUUAUUCAUCGAAAGACCUGGUGCAGUGGGAAUACCAGGGCGCAUUACUGUCGCUCACCAAUACUACUGGUGACCUGGGGCCCAGUCGUGUCGUCGAACGGCCCAAGGUGCUAUGGAAUGAGCGCACGGGCAAGUAUGUAAUGUGGAUGCAUAUUGACAGCAGUAGUUAUGGCGAGGCAAAGGUCGGCGUCGCUGUCGGUGAUACAGUUUGCGGCAAGUAUGAAUAUCUCAACAGUUCCCAGCCACUUGGUUUUCAGAGUCGAGACAUGGGACUAUUCCAAGACGAUGACGGGACAGCCUACCUGCUAUCAGAAGAUCGAGCCAAUGGCCUUCGUAUCGACCGCCUAUCUGAUGACUAUCUAACAGUUGUCAAUGCGACGUACCUGUGGCCAGAUCAUAUUGAGGCGCCAGCUAUGAUUAAGAUAGCUAACCGCUACUACAUGUUUGGCAGCCAUCUGACGGGGUGGACGCCAAACGACAACGUUUAUACAACAUCAACGUCAAUCACUGGGCCCUGGAGCUCCUGGACCAUCUUCGCCCAGAGCGGGUCACUUACCUAUCAGUCUCAGACCAACUACGUGCUGAAACUCAGUAACAGCGAGGCCUUUUACCUCGGUGAUCGCUGGAUCUCAAGCGAUCUUGGCAGCAGCUCUUACAUCUGGCUUCCGCUCAACAUAUCUGGGACAUCUGUGAGUAUGCCAUAUUUCUCCAGCUGGGUCCCCAACGUAAGCGAAGCAACGGCAGAAGGCUCUUGGAAAGUGUCUCCGCCAAAUAGCGUCUACGAGGGUGAGACGGGCACAUACGCCAAUGGAGCAAAGACUGUUAGCUGCUCGGGUUGCUCAGGUGCUGGAUCAGCGGGAUGGUUGGGAGGUCCCUCAAACGGCACGGUCACUUUCCAUCAGAUAUCGAGCAGCGUUGAUACCAUGACGACAAUCACCAUCCAAUACAGGAAUGGAGACUCGGCGCCAAGAUUUGGCGCAGUUGUCAUCAAUGGUGGCACGCCUGUGAAGCUCGAGUAUCUGCCUAGUGGCUCUGGCGUGUCUAACAGCACGCUGCACACACUUCUCCAAAAAGGAAACAAUACCAUCACAUUCGGUGGUGUUGGGGAUACCACUUACGCGGCCGAUGUCGAUCGAUUGAUCGUUCCUGUAUCAUAA